AUGACGUCCCAGCCUUUCCUUCCGCUAUCGUCUUCGCCGGCGUCUCCCACCCUGCAGCCAAGACGGCCCAGUCUGGAUCCGGAGCGAGACAUCCUCUCAACGCGCGGUCGCAUUCAUAAUCUCUUGCCUAGUCACAAUUCUAGCACUGCCCUGCAGGACUUGGAGGAGUUCGCUGUAACCCGCAAGUUUCUGCGUCGUGGAUCUCUGCUCAUUGGACACAAGAAUGCGCGCUACGAGUGGCAGCGCUAUUAUCGUUCUCCCGAGUCCUUGAAGGGGCUCCGGAAGCCAGUGCGGAAAUACUACGAACGUAACAAUUGGCUCAUUUCGCAGUAUCUUUACAUCGAUCGCCUGCUAGACUCGUCCCUCCCACAUAACCUGAUCGAUGACUACGAUGAUUGCCACCAUCAUAGCCCGCACGCCGAUGGCUACGGCACAGCUCAAGAUGAUCCUGCGCCGACGGCCGCACGGCAAUUUAAAGCGGCCAGGGUCAAGCGCACUCCUCAUAACCUCUACCAGAUCCCGGAUGAGACAGCGCCUCUGCUGUCGUCAUCGCAGGAAGAAGACCACUGCAGUCAUCACUCGUUUCCCGAUCCUGAGGCCCACAGCAGCCUGAUGCCCGAGAAAGAAGAGCGCUUGAUCAACCUCGCCAUCCGGGUGAACUUCGCGGCGAACGUGGUGCUUUUGGCCUCCAAAAUUGUAAUCAUGGUUCUGACCAGCUCCAUGUCAGUCUUGGCGGGCCUCGUGGAUGGAGUGCUGGACUUUUUGAGCACUCUGAUUAUUUGGGUUACGACAAAAAUCAUCCGCCAGCAAGACCGGAAUCGGUACCCCAUCACCCGACGCCGACUGGAACCCGUCAGCGUCCUGGUCUUCUCGGUCAUUAUGGUCACUUCAUUUUUCCAAGUGGGACUGUCCUCCUUCAAUCGCCUCACGAGUGAGGAUCAUGCGAUAGUCGAAUUAUCGAUGUCUUCUAUUGGUCUGAUGGCGGGUACGGUCCUCGUCAAGUUGCUGUGCUGGAUAUGGUGCCGCCUUAUCCCCAGCCCUAGUGUACAGGUGCUUGCUCAAGACGCCAUGACCGAUGUUAUCUUCAAUACAUUUAGCAUUAUCUUUCCGUUGAUUGGCGCAUUCUUUCGCCUUUGGUACAUGGAUCCUCUCGGUGGCCUUUUCCUUUCCUGUUAUAUCAUGUGGAACUGGGGACAAACCGCGGGGGAUUAUAUCCGACGACUCACGGGCGCAGCCGCAUCCGCCACCGAUCAUAAUAUCUUGUUAUACAUGACGAUGCGAUUCUCGCGCGUUGUCAGAAAGAUUCAAGAUCUGAAGGCGUAUUAUGCGGGGGAUAAGCUUAACGUGGAAGUUGAUUUGGUGGUGGACGAGGGGACCAGUCUCCGCGAUGCACACGAUGUGGGCGAAUCGCUGCAAUAUAUUCUCGAAAGUGUGCCGACGGUGGAUCGUGCUUGGGUUCAUCUUGAUUACUCGGAGUUUAACCUCCCAAGUCAUCUUAACCAACUGGAUCGCUAG
Molecule: messenger RNA, 1515 nt
Organism: Penicillium chermesinum
Lineage: Eukaryota; Fungi; Ascomycota; Eurotiomycetes; Eurotiales; Aspergillaceae
Product: cation diffusion facilitator family transporter
Exons: 4
Coding region: 1-1515 (504 amino acids)
Biological process (GO): transmembrane transport; monoatomic cation transport
Cellular component (GO): membrane
Molecular function (GO): monoatomic cation transmembrane transporter activity
Source: RefSeq, a predicted model, not a curated record